Messenger RNA from Hevea brasiliensis (rubber tree), 360 nucleotides. RefSeq lists its product as uncharacterized. The transcript has 2 exons. The coding region runs from base 1 to 360 and encodes 119 amino acids. Lineage: Eukaryota; Viridiplantae; Streptophyta; Magnoliopsida; Malpighiales; Euphorbiaceae. The record is from RefSeq and is a predicted model, not a curated record.
AUGUCAGAAAAAGAUCCAAGGCGAAAAGAUAUAGAGUUUGUAGUGGAUGAUUAUGUAUUCCCGAAAGUCACCUCAAUGAAAGGAGUCAUGAGGUUUGGGAAGAAAGGCAAGCUAGCACCUAGAUACAUAGGACCUUUUGAGGUCAUUGAUAGAGUUGGAGUAGUUGCCCACCGAUUAGAGUUGCCACCAAGCCUUUCUUAUGACUACCUAGUAUUCCACAUCUCCAUGCUAAGGAAGUAUGUUCCUGACCCUUCACACGUGCUGCAACCAGAUGUAGUAGAGUUGAAUGAGAACCUGACAUUUGAAGAGCAGCCUAUAGCCAUAGUGGACUAUCAGAUGAGGCAACUAAGGUCAAAGUAG